AUGCAAAACGCCGUAUUCGCCAAGUUUCUUCUGCAGCUGUGCUUCGCGCUUCUGGCCGUCGCCGCUCCCGCAUCCGAUCCUACUGUCGGCGCCGCAGCUCACGGCAACACCUGGCAGUAUGGCACUGGUGGCGGCAUCCUUGGUUUCAUAGUCCUCGUGUUGGAUAUCAUCGUGUUCCUUGAGGUUCUCAAGUCUGAUCGACCUGUCAGCCAUAAGGUUCUCUGGUGCCUAGUCGUCUUUCUUUUCCCGAUUGUCGGCAUGGUUAUCUACUGGCUUUUCUCGAACCGCGCCGCCCACAACUCUCGCUCUGGAUACGAGGCCGUCGCAUAA
Molecule: messenger RNA, 330 nt
Organism: Colletotrichum godetiae
Lineage: Eukaryota; Fungi; Ascomycota; Sordariomycetes; Glomerellales; Glomerellaceae
Exons: 2
Coding region: 1-330 (109 amino acids)
Source: RefSeq, a predicted model, not a curated record